AUGACUCUAGUGGCACAUUUUGAUUUGGAGCUUCAUCAGAUGGAUGUAAAGACAGCGUUUCUGAAUGGUGACAUUGAUGAAACAAUCUAUAUGGUACAACCUGAAAGUUUUGAGGUCGAUGACUCGAAACAAAUGAAUUGCAAACCAGGAAAUACCCCAGUUGCCAAAGGAGACAAAUUCAGUUUAAAUCAAUUUGGAAGUCUUAUGUAUGCACAAGUAUGUACGCGUCCGGAUAUUGCGUUCAUAGUUGGUGUGUUAGGCAGAUAUCUCAAUAAUCCUGGAAUUGAUCACUGGAAAGCAGCUAAAAGGGUGAUGAGAUACCUAAAGAAAACAAAGGAUUAUAUGCUCACAUAUAGGAGGUCAGACCAUUUGGAGAUCGUUGGGUAUUCUGACUCCGAUUUUGCGGGUUGCCUAGACAGUAGGAGAUCUACAUAUGGCUGUGUUUAUACAUUGGCUGGAGGAGCCAUUUCUUGGCGUAGUGCCAAACAGAUACUUGUUACCAGCUCUACUAUGGAGGCUGAAUUUGUGGCAUGUUUUGAAGCAUCACAUCAGGGAAUUUGGUUAAAGAAUUUUGUCACAAGGCUGCGCAUUAUUCUGGGGGUCGAAAGACCUAUUAAGAUUUUUUUGUGA
Impatiens glandulifera is the source of this 630-nucleotide messenger RNA. RefSeq names its product secreted RxLR effector protein 161-like. Lineage: Eukaryota; Viridiplantae; Streptophyta; Magnoliopsida; Ericales; Balsaminaceae. The transcript has 3 exons. The coding region runs from base 1 to 630 and encodes 209 amino acids. The record is from RefSeq and is a predicted model, not a curated record.